AUGGCGCCAAAGAUGGAAUAUGUUCGCCUCGGUAACUCUGGACUAAAGGUGUCCAAAAUCAUCCUGGGGGCUAUGUCCUACGGCGACCCCCGUUGGCAGGAGUGGGUUUUGGGAGAGGAGGAGGGCAUCCAGCAAAUCCGGUUUGCUUAUGAGCACGGAAUCACUACCUUUGACACCGCCAAUGUCUACUCAAAUGGACAGUCGGAGAUCAUCCUCGGGAAGGCAAUCAAGCAGCUCAACCUCCCACGCGAAGAGCUCGUGAUCAUGACCAAGCUCUGCGCUGCUGUGUCUCCCGAUCCUGCAGUUUUCACCAUAACCAAAAGCAACGCCGAGCUUGCGGACAUGGGCAUCAUCAACCAGCAUGGGCUCAGCAGGAAGCACAUUUUUGACAGUGUUAAGGCGAGUCUGAAGCGUCUCCAGGUUGACUACAUUGACCUCUUCCAAUGCCACCGGUUCGACUACAACACCCCCAUCGAGGAGACGAUGCAAGCACUCCACGACGUUGUAAAAGCCGGUUACGUGCGGUACACCGGGAUGAGUUCAUGCUACGCGUACCAGUUCCACCAGAUGCAGAACUAUGCUAUCACGCACAACCUCACGCCCUUCAUCUCGAUGCAGAACCACUACUCACUCGUCUAUCGCGAGGAAGAGCGCGAGAUGUUCCCGACGCUGAAGCUCUUCGGCGUCGGCUCGAUUCCCUGGUCCCCGCUCGGCCGCGGCAAGCUCACCCGGCCACUCGGCGCGGAUACCAAGCGCGGGAAGAGUGACGCGUAUCUCAAGGACUACGAGAAUUCUGCGUCGGACAGCAUCGUAAAUCGCGUUGAGGAGCUAGCCAAGAAGAAGGGUGCCAGCAUGGCGCAGAUCUCACUGGCGUGGAUCAUGUCCAAGCCCGGCGUGAGCGCGCCCAUCAUCGGGACGACGAACUUGUCGAAUCUCGAAGACAUUCUCGGUGCUCUGGAGGUCAAGCUGACCGAGGAGGAAGUGAAGUAUCUCGAGGAGCCGUACAAGCCGGUAGCCAUCUCCGGUCACUUCUGA
Molecule: messenger RNA, 1035 nt
Organism: Trametes versicolor FP-101664 SS1
Lineage: Eukaryota; Fungi; Basidiomycota; Agaricomycetes; Polyporales; Polyporaceae
Product: oxidoreductase
Exons: 13
Coding region: 1-1035 (344 amino acids)
Source: RefSeq, a predicted model, not a curated record